CCAUUGGCGGAACACAGUUAAAUUUCUGGAACUUUGCGACCAAAAAGGCUUAGUAGACCUUCAGCUGCCUGACAGCAUUGGAGCCUGAGUUGCCCGGGCCUCCUUCGCUCGCUCGCUCGUUCUCACCCGGGAUCCCUCCACUCUUCGUACUCUCCAACUUUCCACUCCAGCAACAACAACAACUACUGACUAUUCACGACUCAGACAUUCACUUGUCUUUCUGUCCGUUCUGUUUGUACACAACAGGACCACUCCUCACAUUCCCUUCCUCCCCUUUCCGAUGUUCUGCAAACACGAAUCAUAAUCAUUCGUCAUAAAAUUCUCCCUUCCCGUGGAAACGUUUGCUCACCAUCCUGGUCCUGGCCCGUCGUUCCGCAGACUGAGGUCUUCCUUCCGUUUGGGGGCGACGACGCUCUCCCAAUCCUCGAGAAGGAAUCCGCAGUCAGGUCCGUGGGGAAUUUAAUAUGUCCGACUUUAUCCAGGUCGCGGGUUGGACACAACACAGUCGCCCAUCUUCCCGGAAUUCCGUACAACACCUGCGCUCCCUCUCGUCGUCGAGCACGUCCAAGAACAUUCCGAAGCCCACGAGGCCCGUGUCGAAAUCCAUCUCCUCAUCCGCUCUCCACACAAUGGCUACCGUCUCGACCUCGCAUGCGGUGCCAUCACCGAGAGUGCUGAGUCCGUCUGUCGACGAGGAAGGGAAUUUGAGCACACUACCCGAUCCUCGAAGUCGGGCUAUGUCUCCUGCGAAUGAUAAUCUACCCAGCCCUUCUCACCAUCCUGACCUCAGCAAUGAGGUAGCAACACUCAGUACCAAGCUCAUCAAUGCAAUCAACCAUCAAACAAAUCUCGACGAUUCCUUAACAGCAACCCGACAUGAUUUGGAGACAGCUCGGGAACGGAUCGCACAGCUGGAGCAACAGAACAAAGAGCAUACGGAUCUCGUAGUGCAAGGUGUUCUAGUGAAAAAGACGGCCUUCGACUUGGAGAAGGCCAAGCUAGUUGCUGCUUUGGCGGAAGAAAAGAGGCAGAGGGGUAUCGCUGAACAGGAGAAGAAGAAGAUGGAGCAAGACCUCGAAAAUCUGUCAAUUUCGUUGUUCGAGGAAGCAAACAAGAUGGUCAUCCAAGGCCGGGAAGAAGCCCAACAAGCCGAGGAAGCCUCGCAAAAGCGGAUCGACCAGCUGAAAGCACAGCUAGCCGAUACUGAAGGACUCCUCAAAUCACAACAGGAACAGCUCAGUGAGUUGAAACAUGUGAUGGAGCAAUUGACGGAGGAGCGAGACGAUCAGACAAAUCAAACAGCACCAUCCACUCCAGGACUGAGCAAAUUUGAUAGUAAGGACGACCUCCGUGAUCCAGACUCUGCAAAUUCUAUGCACGAACCUAUCUCGCCAUCUUAUCCUACGAGCUUUACACACCUCCUUCAGCCAGUCCUCCGGACUGAUCUCUCGGCGUACGAAGAUUUCACCUCGUUACUGAAAAUGUCGAAAAAUGUUCCAUCCGCCAGCAGAGUUUCCAGUGGUUCUUAUAGCCACAUUGGGCUGGGGCUAGGCCUAGGAGCCUACCAAUCAUCAGCACAUCCCUCAAACGGAUCUACGACUUCCUUAUCCACAUCUGGAACGGCUGGAUCUUCUCCUACGACACCCGCAUCGACUGCUAGUAAUGGGUCAACUAAUGGACCUAACUCAUUGACGCCUUUGAAGGAUACCAAAUUCUACAAACGAGCGCUAGCUGAAGAUAUAGAACCAACCCUGCGACUGGACGCGGCACCUGGUUUAUCAUGGCUAGCUCGACGAACAGUGUUGAACGCAGUUUGCGAUGGGAACCUUGUCGUGGAACCUCUUCCUUCCUCUCUAAAGCAACACAAUUUUCCCUGCGCUCUAUGCGGAGAGAACCGAAAAGAUGUUGCACACACUCGCAGUCACCGGUUCAGAACGAGUGAGAAUGAGAAUGCUCAGAGAUAUCCUCUCUGUAGAUAUUGCCAUGGCCGUGUUCGUUCAACUUGCGACCUUCUUGGCUUCUUACGGAUUUUGAAGGAUGGUCAUUGGAGAGCCGAUAACGAGGAAUCAGAACGAGCAGCCUGGGAGGAAAGCGUGCGACUGAGGGAGCAAAUGUUCUGGUGCCGUAUGGGUGGAGGAGUCGUCCCUACUCAACAUGUUCACGGCGAUCCACGAAGUCCUCGAAUUAGCGAGGAACGCAAGGAGGAGGAGAGAAAGAUCAGUGAGGAGGUCGAACGGACAGGAGAAAUCCAGCCCAAGGACAUCACUCCUGGCCCCGGAACAGGAACUCUCCCCGAAAACUCGCACAGUGCGUUCGUCGUUGAAGGGGUGGCUACUCCAAGUCCAGUCUCAAGCCCUUUGAGAGAAGUAGAAUCGGUCGAUGACCAGGUUGAUGAUGCUGCAACAGAAGCUGGCGAGGCUCACGAUAAGUCAAGAGACUCUACCCCGUCUGCAACACCAUCGAAGGCAGAUUCUCCUAGUGAAGGCGAGAAAGAAGGAGCGCAGAGGCUCUCCAUCACUAUUCCAGGGUCAUUCGACUAAGUACCGAGCGUUAGCUUCUGGCUCUUUUAUUGUAUAUUUUAUGGGUGGGAAAGAGAAAACGGAAAAGUGGAUGGUGUUUGGGAUUUGUUUACUUUGACUGGCGUGUCAGAUUCGUGAGCAGGGCGUUCCGGUAUUGGGUUCACAUUACUUAACUGAACAUAAUUAGUGGGCCAAGAAGAUUGGGCUGGAUUGCGCAAGCACAACGAUAGAUCACAGGAUUAUAGCUUAGGAGACAGCAACGAGUGACGAGAUAAUGGAUUUUUCUAAUGUCUUUCCAUACAUGCUUUCCAUUAAUCUGGACUUGGAGGUCAUACAAGUACACUAUAUAGAAUGUGAAUAACAUUACUGUACAUCGAAACUUAAUAAUGG
This is a messenger RNA of Mollisia scopiformis, 2909 nucleotides long. RefSeq lists its product as uncharacterized. Gene Ontology annotation, biological process: exocytosis. Bases 465 to 2540 code for a protein of 691 amino acids. The transcript has 3 exons. Gene Ontology annotation, cellular component: cell tip; Golgi to plasma membrane transport vesicle. The record is from RefSeq and is a predicted model, not a curated record. Lineage: Eukaryota; Fungi; Ascomycota; Leotiomycetes; Helotiales; Mollisiaceae. Gene Ontology annotation, molecular function: guanyl-nucleotide exchange factor activity.